Leptinotarsa decemlineata (Colorado potato beetle) is the source of this 736-nucleotide messenger RNA. It is a transcript of the gene Cox10, whose product is annotated as Cytochrome c oxidase assembly factor 10. The record is from RefSeq and is a predicted model, not a curated record. Gene Ontology annotation, cellular component: mitochondrion; mitochondrial membrane. Gene Ontology annotation, molecular function: protoheme IX farnesyltransferase activity. NCBI's taxonomy places the organism in Eukaryota, Metazoa, Arthropoda, Insecta, Coleoptera, Chrysomelidae. Gene Ontology annotation, biological process: heme A biosynthetic process.
UAUUACAAUUUUCUUGGAUUUAGUACAAUUAUAUUUGGUGUUUUAGUUUUAGUACUUAAUCUGUGGUUUUAGUACAUUUUGUAAUAUCGCAAAUUCGAACGUUGUUUUGUUGGUUAGGAAACAAAAAAUAGACCCAAAAUAGGGUUUCUGUUCCAACUAAGUUUUAUUGAAGUACUUAUUAUUUUGUAUUCAGUUACAACAUGUGAAAGUUAGCCUUUUUAAAAUUAAUAUGUAUCAGAUAAGUACCUUGCGAUCAAAGUUAACUAAAACUGGGUCUAUCUUGAUUUUCAACCCAUUGUGUAAGACAUGCCUUAAUAUCCCCAUACCAGUUACUUGCUGUUCUGUUCCCGUAAACAGGCAAAUUUCACCUCUUAAUCCAACAAAUUUUUCUCCAGAAAAUGAGAAAAUCACUUGCCUACCACAGAAACCUAAGAAAGCACCAGAAUGGCGACCAACACCUUCAACUGAUCGUUCAAAUUAUCUUCGACAUUAUAUGAAAUUGUCAAAAAUACGUCUUACAACCCUUGUAGUGGUGACUUCAAUGGCUGGAUAUGCUGUUGCUCCAGCUCCUUUUGAAUGGACCACAUUUGCAAUGUGUUCGUUGGGCACCGGAUUACUGUCAGGAGCUGCAAAUUCUAUUAACCAAUUUCAUGAAGUCCCCUUUGAUUCUCAAAUGUCACGAACAAAAAAUAGGGUGUUGGUUUGUGGUAGACUUACGUAAGUUUCAAGAAUUUCU